Molecule: messenger RNA, 393 nt
Organism: Beauveria bassiana ARSEF 2860
Lineage: Eukaryota; Fungi; Ascomycota; Sordariomycetes; Hypocreales; Cordycipitaceae
Product: conidial wall protein
Exons: 1
Coding region: 1-393 (130 amino acids)
Source: RefSeq, a predicted model, not a curated record
AUGCCUUUCCCUGGCGGCCAGUUCAUCAUCCGCAACCGCGCAAACCAUCGCGUGCUCGACGACAAGGACAUGUCCACCAGGCCCGGCACUUCUGUCAUUGACUAUGACUACAAAGAGCACGGGGAUAACUCUAACCAGCACUGGGUUUUCGAAAACGGCCGCCUACGCAACGAGCACUCAAGACUCUACCUCACCUUCAAAGACCUCAGGCCCGAGUCUCUCGCCACGCAGGAGCCGCCUAGCAACAACUGGGAGGGCCAGAAAUUCGAGUACAAGGACGGCACUCUCAGCGUUGUCGACCAUAACGACCGAGUCGUCGGUGCGUGGGACCAAGACGUCAAGAUUGUACGACCCGAUCCUUACGAUAAUGCCCGCCGCUGGGACUUUCGUUGA